Astrephomene gubernaculifera is the source of this 1471-nucleotide messenger RNA. NCBI's taxonomy places the organism in Eukaryota, Viridiplantae, Chlorophyta, Chlorophyceae, Chlamydomonadales, Astrephomenaceae. The record is from the annotation of a GenBank genome assembly.
GGACUACGCCCGCUGCGUCUGGCCGCAGCACGUGCGAGAGCACCCGCGGCGGCGCGAGGGGCAACCCCCGCAACCCCCGCACUCCCCGCAGCAGCAGCAGCAGCAGCAGCAGCAGCAGCAGCAGCAGCAGCAGCACGACCAAGAAGGCCGGGAGCGCAGUUCUGCGCACCCGCCGGGUCCGCCGCCGGGGCGGCAGCAGGGGCUGGCGUCAGGCGGCCACGGCAGCUGUGCGGUGGCGGCGUGGUUCGACUGGUUGAACGACACCCCCACCGCGGCUGCCUGGCAGGCUGCUUGCCUCGCUGCUGCUGGUGCGGUUGAUAGUGGCAGUGGCAGCGGCAGUAAUGGCAGUAGUGACAGCAGUGGGAGGGGGAGUGGCAGCAGCAGCAGUGGCAGCGAGGGUGAACCGCGGGAGCUGGGGACCGAUGAGCACAUGCGGAGGAGGAGGAGCGGGAGGCGGAGGGGUGCAGCUCCGCCAGUAGCGGUACCCGCAACGCCGUCUCAGCAACCAGCAGCAACCAUCAACCCUUGCGAACAACAUGUACCAUCUUCACUCUCAUCCCUAGCAGCAUGUGGAGGUGGUGGUGGCGGCAGCGGCGGUGGCAGGGAUGGCAACAGCAACAACAGCGGUGGUGGUGGUGAUCCCUGCAUGGCGGACGGUGACGUCGACCUGCUCAGCUUCUCCCACUUCCUGCCGCUGCAGGAGCUGCUGCCGGAGAAGCGAUACCUCACCUUCCCCAACCUGGCCAAGGCCGUGGGCUCCACCUACCUGGGUGAGCGGCUGCAGCGGCUGCGACCGCAGCUGCACAUCUUCGGGCACUCGCACUUCGCAUGGGACGCAGAGCACGAGGGCAUCCGCUACAUGCAGGCGCCGCUCGCCUACCCCUCAGAGCGCCGCUUCAGGCUGCGAUCUCUCCUCAUGACAGCAGCAGCCGCUGAACCCGCCACCGCUGCUACUACAACUGCUGCAACUGCUGCUGCUGUAGAGGAGGAACGCGCCGACCGAGCGCCUUUAAACCCGCCCCAGUCGACAUCAACGACGGCGACCGCAUCCGGGACGACCCAUGGGUCAGAUGCCGGCGCUGCUGCCCAUUCACACCACCAGCACCACCACCACCGUGGUGCCCACAAUGAGCAGCAAGAUGAGCCUCACCUCCGCGAACAACCCGAGCAGCACCCGCAGCACCAGCAUCCGAGCCAACCACAGCAGCAGCAGCAGCAGCAGCAGCAGCAGCAGCACCCACAGCCACACCCACCGCCACAGCAGCAGCAGCAUGAGCCCCGGGGGCUGUCUCAGGGACACGGCCCGGGACUGUCGGCCCCCUGGCCCUGCAACUCCCAGCCAGGGGAUGCCGGCUGGUUGCCGCUGUGCGUGUAUCGAGCCGAGUAUAAACUCAGGGUGAGGCGCAAACCGACUGACAGCAGCGGCAGCAGCGGCAGCAGCGGCAGCAGCGGCAGCAGCGAUAGUGGUGGC